AGUGGAUCAUGAAAAACAUGACCACAAAUUAGAGGGAAAAGCUUUGUGUAGCCUUGACCAACAGGCAUGAAUCAGGCAUCAAGAAAAACACGCUAAAGAUCCUUGUCAAAUCGGCUGGUUUUUUUCUGCCCCUCCAUAAAAUCACAACUUUUCUCUUCAUCUCCCUCCUCUCUCCCUCCAACAAAGCAGAGACUUCAUCUUGAUACCUUCCAACCGGGUCUUUGCGUGCCCCAGAGCGCGUACUGAGUAUCAAAGAUGAACCAACAACGCCUUGUUGAGCUUUUGCAAAGCGUGCAGAUUCGUAUGUUUACUAUCUAGGCCAGACCAGUUGGUCUCAGUCUCAGUAUCAGUCACUUUGCUAACCUUUAAUUUCCAGCGGAUACCGACAGACUAAAGGCUACCACAGCUGAGCUGCGAAAGGACUACUACCCUCACCCACAAACCCUCCUCUGGCUCUUGCACAUCCUCACCUCCCAUGAGGACCCCAAAACCCGCCAGCAAGCUUCCGUCGAGGCACUCAGAUUGAUCGAGGCCCAUUGGGCGGCUCAACCUGCCGACCAGAAACCAGCCAUCCGCGAGAAGCUCCUCGAGUUCACACUUGCUGAGCAACAAUCUCUCGUCCGACACGCUUCGGCGCGCGUUAUCGCUGCCAUCGCCAAGAUUGAUCUUGAGGAUGGAGAGUGGGCUACCCUUCCAGGACUUCUCGCGCAAGCCUCUACCUCCAAUGUCGUCUCACAACGCGAGGUUGGAGUCUAUAUCCUCUUCAGUCUGCUCGAGGUAGCUGGUGAAGCUUUCGAAGACAAGAUCCCAAGUCUUUUCUCUCUCUUUGCCACCACCCUCGAGGAUGCCGAGAGCGCAGAAGUCCGAACCAACACCCUCCUCUGCCUCAGCAAAGUCGCUAUGUUGAUCUCACCUGAGGAAGACCCAGAAAACCUUGCUCGUUUUGUGCAAUUAUUCCCGGGAAUGGUGAAAGUGUUGAAAGCUGCUAUUGACGAGGACAACGAGGAGCGUGUUAUGCAAGCAUUCGAAGUCUUCCAGACACUCCUCGGCUGCGAGACUGCUCUCUUGAACACCCACUUCAAGGAUCUUAUGACUUUCAUGAUCGACAUUGCAUCCAACACUGAAAUUUCUGAUGACACUCGAAACCAAGCUCUUUCAUUCCUCAUGCAAGCUGCUCGCUUCCGCAAGAUGAAGAUUCAAGGGACAAAGGAUUUGGGCGAAACCCUCACUCUCAAGGCCGUGCAAAUUGCUACUGAGAUUGACGAUGAUGAUGACGAGGACGACGAAGUCAACCCACACCGAUCAGCCCUUGGUCUUUUGGAUCUCCUUGCUAGCAGUCUUCCACCUAGACAAGUUAUCGUUCCUCUUUUGGCAGCCCUCCCUUCAUAUGUCAACAAUGAGUCUCCACAAUAUCGCCAAGCUGGUAUCCUAUCUCUCGGCAUGUGUGUUGAGGGCGCUCCAGAUUUCAUCGGCACACAAUUGGACUCUUUGGUCCCUGUUGUUCUAAAGCUCUUAAACGAUCCUGUCGUUGGCGUUCGAAAUGCCGCUUUGAAUGGAGUAGCAAGACUUGCCGAUGAUCUCUCCGAGGACUUAGGCAGACACCACGCUGAACUCAUCCCAGCUCUGCUCAAGAACUUGGACUCCGCCAGUGUUCAAGCACCAAGUGAGUCUGAGCAACGCAAGAAUCUUGAAAUUCUCAAGGCUGCUGGUGGCGCCUUGGACUCUGUCACCGAAGGUCUUGAGAAGGACGUCAUGACAACAUAUCUCCCAGAGCUCAUUCCCCGACUAGGAAGACUGCUCAGCCACUCAGAUCUCACUGUCAAAGCAAGUGCUGCAGGUGCAAUGGGAUCAAUUGCUGGUUCAGCCGAGGACGCAUUCUUACCAUACUUUGAGGAAACCAUGAAAGCUCUUUCCGCAUUCGUCACAAUCAAGGACUCUCAAAAUGAGCUCGACCUCCGUGCCACUGCAUGCGAUGCUAUGGGAAGCAUGGCAGCUGCUGUUGGUGGCGCCGCCUUCCAGCCAUAUGUUGACCCACUCAUGCGAGCAAGUGAGGAAGCCCUCCACUUGGGACACCCGCGCCUACGAGAAACCAGCUACAUUCUAUGGAGUACUCUAGCCAAGGUGUACGAGGAGGGUUUCACACCUUUCCUUGAGGGUGUCGUCAAGGGACUCAUGGAGAGCUUAGAACAAGAGGAGACCGAUUUGGAUGUUGAGCUUGGUGAGCACGCUAAGGACCUUGUUGGACAAGAAGUUACCAUUGGUGGCCAAAAGGUCAAGGUAGUUGCGGCCAACGACGAUAUCGAGGAUCUCGAUGGUAUGGAAAAUGAUGAUGACGAGUUUGAUCCCGAUGGAUUUGGUGUUUCCGCAAUUGCUUUUGAGAAGGAAAUUGCCAUUGAAGUCCUUGGCGAUGUGCUUUCACACACUCGAAAGAACUUCGUUCCGUACUUCGAGAAGACAAUUGAGUCUGUUAUGGGCUUGGUCGAGCAUCACUACGAAGGUGUACGAAAGACGGCAAUUGCCACCUUAUGGCGAGCAUACGCUUGUUUAUGGGCUUUGAUGGAGGACCACACCGGAGUAAAGUGGACUCCUGGGUUACCACCUAAUACUCAGCCUUCUGGGGAAGUCCUCAAAUUGGGCGAAGUUGUCACCGCCGCCACCCUGUCCUUGUGGGAAGACGAAGUUGAUAGGUAAGCUCAUUCCCCAAUUUUCUUUUCAUUCUUGGAAAUGAUGAACAACAUGACGUUAUCCCAGCUCACUCAGAUGCACAAGUUGCAAUUGCUGAGAAAGCGUAUCAACAUUCUGAUCCAUUGCAAUCAAGUCUUUCUAUACUUUACCAAUUGUAAAGUUGCAAAUGCUGACAUUGCGAACCAACAGAUCCGUUGUCACCGAUAUCAACCGAAAUGUGGCUGCAACCUUGAAGCUAUGUGGUCCCGCUAUCCUAGCACAACCAGAUUUCGCCGAUCGAACCAUGACCAUCUUGGCCUCAAUCAUCACCAAAUCACACCCUUGUCAACAGGACAUUGGCGACGAUGAUGACCGUGAAGCCUUAGAUGACGAAGAGUCCUCCGAGUAUGAUUGGUUAGUUAUCGAUACCGCCUUGGAUGUUAUUAUUGGAUUGUCUUCUGCUCUCGGUGCCCAGUUCUCCGAGGCAUGGAAGAUUUUCCAAAAGCCAGUGAUGAAGUUUGCAUCAUCCCAGACCAACUUCGAGCGUUCUACAGCCAUUGGAGUCAUCGCUGAAUGCACAGCAACCAUGGGUCCUGGCGUUAGUCAAUUCACUGAACCUCUCCUGAAGUUGCUCUUGCACCGCUUGACGGAUGAGGAUAUCGAGACCAAGUCCAACGCUGCCUACGCGAUCGGUCUUCUCGUUUUCCACUCCACAGAAUCAAACCUUUACCUCCCUGCCUUCAAGGAAAUCCUGACCAAGCUGGAACCCCUUCUUCAGACUCAGGUUGCUAGAACUUUGGACAAUGCCUCUGGAUGUGUCUGCCGCAUGAUUAUGGCUCACCAGGAUCAAGUGCCUGUCGCUGAAAUCCUCCCCAUCAUUGUUGACCUGCUUCCACUGAAGGAGGAUUAUGAGGAGAACAAGCCCAUCUACGAGUGUAUUACUGGCCUCUACGAUCACCAAGACCCAACCGUCAUGAGUUUGACCCCCAAGCUCCUACCCGUUUUCGCAGCCGUCUUGGACGAGCCAGGCGAGCAAUUGGAGGACGAGACUCGCAGCAGAAUUGCGACAGUUGUCAAAUUCAUCCAUGGAAAGGACGCUAGUUUGCUCCAGGGAAACCCAGUUUUGAUGAAGUGCAUCUAAACCCGAGGACGAACUCGACGACUACUACGACUUUGAUGAUGGGAAGGGAAAGAAAAUAAUGUGCUUGAAUGGAUGAAUGGUGUCAAAAAAACUGGGAGGGAUAUGGGAUGAUGAUAUGAUUUUUCUUUUAUUACAAGAAUAUCAAGAAUGGAGGAACCGUCAAUCUUUUUUUUCAACAUACCCCCUUGCUGAUCUCUCUGCUGAAGAUUUGGUUGGCAAUUCGAUUCUUUUCAUGGUGGGGUUUGGAAUUUACCUUUGAUGGAUUGGUUCUCUCGGGAUUCGUUCUUUUUUAUUUUUGUAGGUAGUUUAGUGUUCGUAGUUGGGAUACCCCAAGACCGCGUGGAACGUAGUUGUUUACAUAGCGAUGAGAAAGAAAGGAAGAAAAGAAGUCUAGAGGAAUACAAAGACUACUUUUAACAUGACAUAAUA
Hymenoscyphus albidus is the source of this 4234-nucleotide messenger RNA. Lineage: Eukaryota; Fungi; Ascomycota; Leotiomycetes; Helotiales; Helotiaceae. The record is from the annotation of a GenBank genome assembly.